This is a messenger RNA of Aspergillus calidoustus, 2119 nucleotides long. The record is from the annotation of a GenBank genome assembly. Lineage: Eukaryota; Fungi; Ascomycota; Eurotiomycetes; Eurotiales; Aspergillaceae.
UCCUAACAAGAUACCAUGUGGACGCGAACCCAAAUUAAACAGAGCAUCAGCCCCUGAAACGGCGAGAGAGCUGGUUCGGCGGCAGUUCUGUCACAGGCAACGAUCUCCCUCCCCGCUCUCGUCCUCUUGCUGUCCCAGGUUUGGCGUCCUUCUCUUCUUGAUCCUUGGGCUACCGGUGCCAAUUCGACGGCUCCACUUUGCAUGAACCGUUCAUCCACAGUUGAGCCGUUGGACUGUUGUUCCGCCCAUCGCAAUCACUGUCACAAUGCGUCUAGCUGCAUCUACCGAGUACAUCCUUAGUGCCUCUCAUUCUUCAGACCUCUCCCCUCCGCGUUAUCUUCCUCUCAGCUCUCUGGUUCUUUUUACUGUGUUUCAGAAAUGGUGUUGCUUCUUUUGCAUUCCCUCUUAACUGUCAAUGGUUGCUUCGCCCAGCAUUGUUGUUUCUCCCCGUCCAUGGCUCUUCUCAUCAUCAGCCAAAGACUGAAUUGCCGAUAACGUAAUGAGGGGAUGCCUCACCUGUCGCCAACGCCACCUUAAAUGUGAUAAGACUGGGACCGAGUGUCUGCGCUGCCAGCGAUCUGGACGACAGUGUAUUCCCGCGCCAGCCAGGCCGGAGGAGAUCACAUUCCGUCACGGCCAGAAUCCAUCUAUGCGAUCUAGAGGACCGCCUCGCUACGGAGAAACAGAUCUAACUUUUCCGGAUGACCAGGAAUGGGUCGGCUUGCCGUCUGAAUUGUUCUUCGAGGACGAGACAGAACAGAUAGCCUCCGAGUACUACGUCGUUUCUACUGAGCCGUCUCCGACUGCCCCGAGAGGAGCUCACCGGGAUCGGUUUACUAAUACUUCAACUUCUACCCUACCGUCCAUUGCGUCCCCAACCCAGGCGAUCGCCCCAGUCAAUCCCAGACCGUCAAGCAACAUCCAUUCGCGCGCAUACUCAAUGGACUCGCUCAUAUCACCAAGGUCGCCUCGCGAAUACCCAAGCUUGGCCGACUUCAACGAAGCUUUCCUUCUGCGACAUUUCCAGAAGACACUAGGCCCUUGGCUUGACUCCUGCGACUACGAAAGACAAUUCUCGAUAGAUGUGGUCGAGCGUGCACCCUCAUACCCUCUGUUGCUCUACGCUUGUUUGGCCACCGCGGCGCGCCACCUUUCCCACACCACGAACCUCGUCCCUCCGAAUACCGCGGAUGAAUAUCAUGAAAAAUGCAUUGCUAUACUUCUCCCCGGUCUGGGAAACUGGGAGUCAAAGAUAGGACUCGAGAUUCUUCUAGCAUCCACAGUGAUACUGCGCUUCUUUGAGCAGCUGUCGUCGCACGCUCCAUCAAACGACUCACAACGCCAUCUCCUCGCCGGGUCAGUGUACAUAAGCUCUCAAGUCGACUGCGCUGUGUCCGGGGGUCUCGCAGAGGCAGCAUUCUGGGUUUUUGUGAUGCAGGAUAUUCAAUUCGGGCUGACAUCCCAGAAGCCUCUGCGUCUAACGCUCAGCCCAUUCGGCGAAAGACUGCAACUCUUAUGGAGUCACCGCACAAAUCAAACGGACCGCGACUGGGCACAUCAAGCCGUGUGGCUUCUAGCGGAGACUAUAAACCACUGCUACGGUGUCCACGACCCUAAUAUGCGUUCUGCGAAUGGAAGACUCUUGAAGCAAAAGAUUGAGAUGUGGGAGACUCGCAAACCAGAUGGCUUUCGGCCCUUGCACUUUUCGCUUGCCGACUCGAGGAUAGGCAGGCCGUAUCCUGUCAUUUGGUAUACCAAGUCGUUAUACGCUACCGCAAUGCAGCAUAUAUGCAUGGCAAAGGUCCUGAUACAAGAGCAGGAACUGCGGGAUCCGCAUGCGGGCCAUGAUCCUAGUCACACUCAGGACACCGAUAGAAUGGAGGACUACAUAACACAAAACCUAAGCACUCUGUUCGGCAUCGCCCUCUCAAGCGACGGCGACGCCUCUGCCCGCGUCAUGGCAUGCCACGCACUAUCUGCCUGUGGAUAUUGGGUCCGCGAACCCCUCGCACAACGAGUUCUUCUAGACCUGCUUCGCAAGACAGAAGCGGAGAAUGGAUGGCCGUGGGGCUUUGUAGCUCAGAGGCUUAGUCGGGAGUGGCACCUUACUGCAACCUGA